Triplophysa dalaica is the source of this 6194-nucleotide messenger RNA. RefSeq names its product growth factor receptor-bound protein 10b (gene grb10b). Gene Ontology annotation, molecular function: insulin receptor binding. Gene Ontology annotation, biological process: insulin receptor signaling pathway; negative regulation of Wnt signaling pathway; negative regulation of insulin receptor signaling pathway. The record is from RefSeq and is a predicted model, not a curated record. The coding region runs from base 408 to 2276 and encodes 622 amino acids. The transcript has 19 exons. Lineage: Eukaryota; Metazoa; Chordata; Actinopteri; Cypriniformes; Nemacheilidae.
GGGCAUAUUGGAUAUCUAGGAACAGGAGCGGUACUCGUAAGGCAGUCUCGUAUAUUGAGCUCUACUUGACCGGGCAGACGCACACCAGACAGCGAGACCUGGGAUGUUGGUGGGCAAGUGUAGUCCAGGAAGCCUUGAAUGCUGAUUCGAACCGAAUGAAAGCAGAUACCAAAAGAACCGGGAAGUGAAUCACAUGAUUAACAGCGAUGACAUCAUCCCCCGGGGUCUGCUGACUCUUUAGUUACUGGAUUGGACAGCGAGAAACGUGCAGACCUGACUCCAUUAUGUAAUCCCAGGGGUGAAAAGGGUCUUUAAGGAACGUGGAAACAUCCCACAAUUUUAGUGGCUCUUACUUCGGGAAAGGGAUUUAAACUAAAUAUGACUAUUACCUCAUCUGUCUGAGGUGAAUGCGAUAUCUGACAGAGAGACAUUUCAGAACGAGUAUUAUGGCUCUGGCCGGAUGUCCAGAUUAUUUUCUGCACCAUCCAAAUUUCCAGCAGGAUAAUGUAGACCGGACAGCCAAUCACAGACAAGCAGAUCUGAUUGGGCCAAGUUUUCAGCAGUACCCCAAUCGGAAUUCACCCUCCCAUCAAGAGGAUGACGUGGAUUUGGAGGCACUGGUGAAUGAUAUGAACUCUUCCUUUGAGAGUUUGUACUCUUCCUGUACCGUGUCGGCUGAUUCCGCUCCCCUGCUACACAACGGCCAGCCACAGAGACCCACCUAUCAAACACACGCUCAGCCCACCUCCCCACACCAGAGACUGCGACGGUCCCAGCCCAUGCACAUUCUCGCUGUCAGAAGACUUCAGGAAGAAGAGCAACAGUACCGAACGUCCUCUCUACCUGCCAUCCCCAACCCUUUUCCAGAGCUCUGCAGUCCUGCCGGUUCCCCUACGCUCAGCACCGGCUCUUUACCUCAGUGUCAGCCCACAGGCAAAUAUAUCAUAAAAAUCUUCAGCGAGGAUGGGUUCGGAAAGAUGGUGGAGAUCCCAGCCGACAUGACGGCGCGAGACCUGUGCCAGCUCCUCGUCUAUAAAAACCAUUGUGUGGACGAUAACAGUUGGGCGCUUGUGGAGCAUCAUCCGGCCCUGGGACUCGAAAGAUGUUUAGAAGACCAUGAACUAGUCGUCCAAGUGCAGGCAUCCAUGAGCAGCGAUAGUAAAUUUCUCUUCAGAAAGAACUAUGCCAAAUAUGAAUUCUUCAAAAGUCCUUUGACGCAGAAAUCACAUGACGGAGGGUUCCAGUUCAGUGGUUUGCUCUCAAACUUUUUCCCUGAGCAGAUGGUGGCGUGGUGUCAGGAGACCAAUGGGACUAUUCCCCCGUCUCAGCUCCUACAGAACUUUUUAAACUCCAGCAGUUGUCCGGAGAUCCAGGGAUAUUUGCAUAUGAAAGAGAUGGGCAGGAAGUCGUGGAAGAAACUGUAUGUGUUGUUAAGACGGUCAGGAUUGUACAUCUCAACAAAAGGAAUGUCGAAGGAGCCCAGGCAUUUACAGCUACUUGCAGACCUGGAGGACAGCAAUGUCUUUACAGUAAUAACAGAGAGAAAACUGCACAAUGCACCGACGGAUUUUGUGUUCUGCAUAAAACCUAAAAAAGUGAUGAAUGAACUGAAAGAACUGAGGAUGUUGUGUGCGGAUGAUGAGCAGAGCAGAACGUGCUGGAUGACGGCCUUUAGACUGCUUAAGUACGGAAUUCUACUCUAUCAAAACUACAAGAUCCCCCAGCAGCGAAAAGCAUUACUCUCACAUUUCUCAGCGCCCGUGAGAAGCGUUUCAGAGAACUCUCUGGUGGCCAUGGAUUUCUCAGGGAGUAUCGGCAGGGUGAUUGACAAUCCUGUGGAGGCUCAGUGCGCCGCCAUGGAGGAGGGACACGCAUGGAGAAAGAGAAGUCAGCGGAUGAACGCCCUGGGCAGUCCAAGCCCCCUUCAUCCCUUAUCGCUGAGCAUAGUUAUCCACAGAACUCAGUUGUGGUUUCACGGUCGAAUACCACGGGAGGAGUCCCACAAGAUGAUCCAUCAGCAAGGCCGUGUGGAUGGAAUGUUCUUGUUACGAGACAGUCAGAGUAACCCCAAGGCGUUUGUGCUCACAAUGUGUCACCACCAGAAAAUCAAACAUUUCCAGAUCUUACCGUGUGAGGAAGACGGUCAGAUGUUCUUGAGCCUCGAUGACGGCGCCACCAAAUUCACAGACCUGAUCCAGCUGGUGGAGUUUUACACGCUGAACAGGGGAGUUCUGCCUUGUAAAUUGAAGCACCCCUGCACCACUGUGGCCUUAUGACCCCCUCAUGCCUGAUUGUGGCUAAAGACAAACACUGCGGUAGUGUGUGCUGUGGUCUGAAACUGUGCCGCUGGGCUGGAAUAAAAGCACACCGCAGGCCCCUCUCCGUCUGUAAGAGAGAACAUCAGAAGAACAAUCAGAACAUCUUCUGGAGGAGAAAAACGUGUGCGUUUGAACCUUUCAGCCACCUGCACACUAGAACGUGGCCGGAACAGGUUCUCAGGACAAUCCUCCAGCAGGAUUCUUCAGGAUCUGCGGUCUGAAUCGAAAAAUGUGUCGUGGUUUCGGGACGACCGUCAGAACACUCUUAAAUCUCGUUACUUUUUAUUUUGCACUCGUGAACCAGGAACAACCAAGCUAUGGCAAUUGUUGCUUUCAGAAAUCAAGCAGGUUUCAUUGUUUCUUUGUUCUAGAAAGGGUUGUAAGAUGUGGACAGCCUGUAGUUGUUUUGAGUACUGUGAAAAGACAAUGCCGUUAAAUUCAUGCGUUCUCUCCGUAAUGAGUUGAUGAGUAGGAUUUUUCGAAAGCAGGUCUCCUUUGCAAUUGCUUCCUUAUUAUUUAAGUUUAUGUAAAAUUUGGGGCGAUUUGCUCAUGGCUUUGAGCAUACAAGUCUCUUGCAUUAAUGCAUACGCCUUUGCAGACUGUUAAAUACAUAGAGAACAAAAAGCAUAAGCUUCUGCGCUCUCUGCUGGCCAUACCGAGUAGUAACUUGUCUGAUGUUCCUUAAAGGGAUAGCUCACACACAAAAUGUCCUCACCCUCAUGUCAUUCCAAACCUGUAUGACUUUCUUUCUCCUGUUGAACACAAACAAAGAUAUUUUAAAGAACAUUGGUAACCAACCUGGCCACCAUUGACUCACAUUGUAUAGACACAAAACCACUGAGACAUUUCUCAAAAUAUUUUCUUUUGUGUUCAACAGUCAUUCACAGGUAAAUUAAUGACGACAAAAUUUGUGUUUUGCCGUGAAAUAUCCUUUUAAAUGAGCAGUGAGCAUUCAAAAAAUAAGCCUUGUGUCAUUUUCUAUUCACUCGUAUGUUGUUCCAAACCUGUUUGACUUCUGUGGAACACAAAAGUAUAAUUUUUUUAUAGAAAAAAUAUUUUUGGUGUACUUAAGAAAAACAGCAUACAGGUUUGUAUAUAUCUUAAUAAUGAGUAGCCCUAAGCAGCACAUAGCAUUUCUACAGAAAUAUAGCAUCCCCAUCACACACAUUUGGAACUGUGCCUUGAUUUCCAAGAGGAGUGAAAAAUAACCACUAAAUCCUCCGAUGGAGCUCCGCUCUGGGUCAUAGUCCAUCAGGAAAACAGCAUCCAACUGGAAUCUCUAUAUGUGCUGUCAGCCUCAUAUUGACUGUCAGUACACGUUUCAUACGAUUGUCUUCAGUACAACACACUGUGAAGUUCAGGCUACAGUCCACCCACAGCAUGGUGGGCUUCCAAUCUCCAUCCUGCCUUGUCCAUGGUAGCAGUAGAUACAAACAGAUCUGUAGAGAUAUUUUUUGUACUUGUGACGCAAUGUAAAGAAAGAGCCAUGUUUUUAGUGUUUACCUAUAAUGUGUUAAGCUAGAUUGAAAGGGCAUAGCCACCGUCUACAAGUUCACCCAGAAGAGCGUUACGUAAAGAAAUGCAAACGACGCAAUCAUUUUUAAGUAUUGUUUUUGACAAAUGUAUUUAUUUUUAAAGAUUACUUGAAAUUACGUUUAGCUUUUGUUCUCAGCACUGUUCAGUACUAAUCUUGAUUCACAAAUAUUUGGACCUCAGUUUACCAAGACAGAUAGAUACUCAUUUUUUAACUAAACACUAAUUCUUUUCCAAUAUCCUGCCAUAGAAGUCCCAAAGUGUACGUUUUCAGUCGCAUGAAAUGAAAUUCACAUUGUGGUGAGCAACAGAAGCGUCUAGUUUGUAGAUGUCUGUAAUGUAGUUUUCAUUAAAGAUGAAACUUUCUAACAUCAUUCAUGUCAGACAGGGUUUUAGGUAUAAAUACGACAUCAAAUUAUUUAGCCACAGAAAGAGACUGCAGGGCUUUUUUCAGCACUACGAUUAUUCACUUGAACGUUUCUGCAUAUUUUGCUCAGUGUAAAUGAAUUCAGACUUUUUAUCUUGACUUUUUUAUAUAUAAGAACUAUACAAUCAGCCAGCCGAGGAUUUAACAUUUCAUUAAGUAUACUUUUUAGUAGCAACCACAUUUAAUAUGCUUCAGUUCUAGUGAAUGAGUUUGUUCCCCACCUUCAUUCAUAGGUUUAUGCUUUUUUUUCGGAUCUUACCAUAGAUAAUGUUGUAUGUUACAUAAUGGUUCGUUUAUUGUAUGUUACUGGGUGUGAAAAUUGACCCAUAGGACCUUCAGCGCUUAAUCUACCGGUUAAAGUCCAUCAUUUAGUCAGGUUUAUAACAAUUCAAACCUUCCACAUGUCAGUUCUGGGUAAACACAGUUAACGGUGCAAUCACAUUCAUCAUUUUGUUUUUUUAUCCAUCAUUUAAAAUGCAGCUCAGCAGGACACAUCUACACUCCGUUCCCUCCUUCAGCUGUUCAUGUUUGUAGAUAUCACACUGAAUUUAUGGAUGCAGAUAUUUUUUUCUACAAUGGCAUAUAAAAUGAAGAAACUUGACUUGUUUUAGUGCAUUUCUGUUAUUUGAUUAUGUGUGUAUAUAUUGAAUCUAUUUUAUGUUGCUUUGUCGUGCUACUUUACCUUAAAGAUUUUGUUUAUAUUUGCAUUGAGCUGAUGGAAAACUGGACUCACUGAAGGUCAGCAUUAAGCUAAAUCGCUGUUUUAAAAAGUCACUUAUGUUCGCAAAUAGCCUACACUUAUUAUGAAAAUGCUAACAAGUUUAUGCCUUGUAGAUAAUUUAGAAAUAUUUCUUUAAUAUGAAUCAAAGACGGAAAUGUUUGCGUUUUCUCCAUUGUUGUUGAAAGGAGCUGGCAGGACACGUGUGAACUGUUGAGAGUUUAUCCUUGAAAGAAAGAAAUGUCAUUUUUAUAUUUAAAAGAAAUGAAUGUAACUGGGUUGCUCAGGGUUGAAGCGGAGGCUGUUUAAAACUGGUCCUGUGGACCGGCAAGACUUCUUCUCCUGUAUUUUGCUUUUUAUUAAACUAACAUCGAGUCCUUUUGUCAAGUCUUUGACUACCAGACCUCUGUACUUUCCCUGUUCUCCCUUGAGUUUCUUGACGUAAUCUUUCAAAUAACUUCCACUUCAACAUUUAUUUCUCUGUUUCAUAAAGCAUCAGGUGCCUCAAGCCCCGCCCAUCGUCUCUUUCCUUCUUACUUUCUUUCUUUAUUUCUCACUGUCUCUCUCUCUCUCUCUCUUUAUUAAUUUAGGCCUGAGAUGAUAUGUCAUGACCGUUGGUCAGUUUGAUGAAAGAAGUUACGCUUUACAUUACAGUUAUUUGUGUUAAGUUGUAAUUACACAAGUAACUAAAAUGUAAUUAAAUGAGUUCAGAAUCAUUUUAAUACAGACAUGCAUUUAAUGUGUAAUUAUAUUUAGUAUUGCUUGUAAUUACACGUUUGUCUUGUAAUUGCUCAUGUUAUGAAUCAUAAUAAUAAAUACAUAACCUGUACUGUAAUGUAAAGCAGAAUUUCCAUUUAUAUUUCACAUCACAUGAAUAGGAUCACAAUAUUUUCCAUACUCUCAAUAAUAUUUCUUAAGCUAUGCGUAUGCUUUAUUAAUGCAAAAAAAGUGUUUUGACCAUGAAUAAAUUCAAAUGAGUUUCAGGGAAUGAACAAAGCGAAAAGAAAAAUAUUUCCUCAUUUCAGAAUAUGUAUUGAGAAUGUUUUCUACCUGGUUCUGUAAAUAGCUGAAUGGCGCUCAAAUUCUAAUUGUAAGCUUUUCAGGUAUUUUUGUACAAGUAAGGGACUGAUAUAUUCUGUUUAGAAUAAAACAUUAAUUCAUUGCCAUCUUAACGUUGUGUUAAUAUUAUCUUAGCAAA